Messenger RNA from Arabidopsis arenosa, 1725 nucleotides. The record is from the annotation of a GenBank genome assembly. NCBI's taxonomy places the organism in Eukaryota, Viridiplantae, Streptophyta, Magnoliopsida, Brassicales, Brassicaceae.
UACGGUGUCGCUCUGAUCCCUAAAUUUCUAGGUUUUACCAUUUUCUGUUUCCAAUUUCAAUCGCGAUCCGUGCUUUUUCGAUGUCGUCGAUUUCGAUGCUGUGAUAAAGAGUUACGCCGUCGUCUCUCAGUGUUUUCGGGUGUGUUAAAAAAUGUCGCCUCCUCUCCGAGAAAAAACCCUAGCCGCGAUCUAUAAUCUAAACAGAAACCGCCGGAGGCGUUCUGACAAGAAGAUUUGUCGGAAGGAGCUGAAUGAUUCUGCUAUGGCUGCUGGUCCGGUUGUUAUCAAGCACGAAGCUGAAGAUACUCCUGGAGAAGAAAAAGAAGAAGAAGGUAACACCUCUGGAAACAACGCCUUGGUUGAAGUCAAGUUAGAGAAGGAAGAAGAACUUGGGCUUCUCGUAACCUGUGGAAUCCACAAACGAAAACGACUCUCUCGUGGAGGAAGAUCUCGAAGAUAUUCAGACUCCAGCUUCGAGGAGAAGCCGCUUAUUAUCCUUCCCAAAAACAAGCAGCCGAGAGUAUUAACCACUCGAUGGAACAAUGAAAGGAUUAAGUUUGCCGAGGAAACAUUAGCGGAUGUUUUGAAGGAGAAAGGUGCUACUUUGGAAACACCUGUUACGCGACAACUGUUAAGAGUCAUUGCUCGAAGCAAGAUAGGUGAUACUGGGCUCUUGGAUCAUUGCUUGAAGCACAUGGAUGGCAAAGUAACACCAGGUGGUGCUGAUCGGUUUAGGAGGUGUUACAAUACUGAUGGAUGCAUGCAGUAUUGGCUAGAGAGUGCUGACCUUGUCAAAAUUAAACUUGAAUCUGGAAUUCCUGAUCCUAAUUGGGUUCCCCCAUCUUGGUGGAAGGUUCAGACUGCAUCACAUGAUCCAUCUGCGGUUUCGUCGAAGCUUCUUAUGGGAGAGAUUGAGCAAAUGAAGAGUGAUAUCAAAGAACUCGCAUUAAAGCAAAAGUUACCAGAUCAUGCUGAUGCAAAUGAGAAACUAUGCAAGGAUCUUAUGAGUUGGAGGGUAAACACUGAUAAGCAAAUCGUGGAGAUCACGAAAUCGUUGACUUCAACUCAGGUCAUGUUCAAGGAUUUGAUUUCGUGGAAAGAUAAAGUAGAUCAGCAGCUGGGGGUUAUAACAAACACGCUGAGCAAUCUGCAGCCGAAUGGUAGCACGUCAUUUAGUCCAGCUCCUGAAAAUUGGGAAAAUUUAUUGAGGAAUGCCAAUAUGGAUGAUUUUACGGAGUGGGAUGACCUUAUUGAUGGUCUACCAGAGGCUGUCAGGCCGGAAACCUACGCCCUUCCAACAAAUCCUUGCAAAAGCUCUUUCCAAGACCAUACCUUGGUUGAGGAACAGUCGUUGGUCAACAUCGAUAUGCAAAUGACAGACAGCUGCAUGACUAGAGGCGAAUCCAGAAGCUCCAGUCAGGACAAAGCUGAAAUGACUCCAGGUUCUUCGAUUACUGCAGGUCCAAAAUCAGAUAUUGAUGACCCAACUAUCCAGACUCAGGAAACCUUGAAGGAGUUGGUGACUUGGAAAGCCAAAGCGGAGCAGCAGCUAACGGAAUUGACAAACGCUGUCCUUGCUCUUAAGGGACAGAAUCAACCCAACUGGCGUUACCCGUGAAGACUAGGCACAGAUUGAUCAAUGAUUUCGCUUUAACUAGUCGAUUCCACCUGCAUAGAAUCCCUUAGAGACAUGUACAGGGUUUCUGAUAAAACUAAACAAAAAAA